Opisthocomus hoazin is the source of this 946-nucleotide messenger RNA. Lineage: Eukaryota; Metazoa; Chordata; Aves; Opisthocomiformes; Opisthocomidae. The record is from RefSeq and is a predicted model, not a curated record.
CCCUUCAGGUACCACCUUCUCAAACUCCUUCAGAAGUUUGGCAAAGUGAAGCAAUUUGACUUUCUCUUCCACAAGUCUGGAGCGCUGGAGGGGCAGCCGAGGGGUUACUGCUUUGUGAACUUUGAAACCAAACAGGAAGCAGAGAAGGCGAUCCAGUGUCUCAAUGGGAAGCUGGCCCUUUCCAAGAAACUGGUGGUGCGGUGGGCACACGCACAAGUCAAGAGAUAUGACCACAAUAAAAAUGAGAAGAUCCUUCCAAUCAGUCUGGAGCCGUCUUCCAGCACGGAGCCGCCCCAGUCUAACCUCAGUGUCAGUGCGAAGAUAAAGGCCAUUGAAGCCAAGCUGAAAAUGAUGGCAGAAAAUCCAGAUGCGGAAUACCCAGCAGCACCGGUUUAUUCUUACUUCAAACCACCGGAUAAGAAAAGGACUACUCCUUAUUCCAGAGCUGCCUGGAAAUCUAGAAGAUGAUGCUGAUGAGUGGAUAAUGGUAGCGAGAAACCCUGCUUUGUAUACCUGGAGUCCUCCGAUGCUUUUGUACCUUGUCGAGCGGGAAGGAUGCUGGCACCCGAGCCCAGCACCGCUGUGCGCGGCGCCGCGUUCCGUAACACCUUAGGUGGUCUGCUGAGUACCCCCUCCCGCCAGCAUGGCUGCGCGGCUGAGCGCUGUGCAGAGAAGUAGGUUCCCUUCAAAGCCUCUGAUGAACACGCAGACAACCUCUCGUUAGUGUGCAUUCAUUAGCAAGAUUAGAAACAGUAACCAGUGUAUGGAGUAAAGCACAUCCGAAAAUACUCCAUUUAACUGAUUACUUUAAAGCGUUUUUGAACAAAAAGUGUUUCGAUUUGUGUCUUUAAUGGAGGGGAAGCACUUGGUUUUGAUUAACAUUCUGUAGUAACCAUGGAAAACUUUUUCAUCUCAAUAAAACUCAUUUUAAAUAGAUUUUGCAACA